UGCGACACUGGGGUAACUUAAUGGAGGACUAUCUUUCCUACCCAUGGUGAAUUGUGAACAAAUAAUCUUCUGCUUUUGAAGAUUUUGAGGGAGCAAUCACUCAUUACCUGGUCGGCUGUCAAAUGUUUGGUGAUCGACUAGAAAUGCCUUGGAGGUCGAUCGCGAAUGGUCCGGUUGGUGACCACUGCAGUAAAGUACUGAGUACUGAGGCAGAGGGUUCGUAGUGAGGACGACUGGCUACUACUCGGAACUGUGUGUGGUGAGCUUUCUGGCGCCCAGAGCUGCUGAGGCAUCAUCUAAGUGGGUGCCAAACAUUGUAAAGGAGGAGGUCCAGUAGCUACACGACUCAGGCUGGUUCCCAGAGUAGCCCUCUAUAUCAGUGUUUCCCAACCGGGGGUACGUGGGAAGAUUUAGUAAAAAAAAUUCAAGAAAGAAUGUUUCUCAUGGGGUACGUGGGAACAUAAAAAAAAAAAAAUUGUAGUGCGUGUGCAUUACUCUGUCUACCGGCCUCUGCCCGCCGCUCGUGCCUAGUGCAGGUGAUCCUUUGUUCUGUGCGUUAGAGUGCCUGCAGCUGUUUAUCCUCACAGAAACUAUGAUUGAUGCACUGAAGAUUGAACCAUUGUCAAAUAACACAGUGUGCUGUGGGAGUUGAUAUUGUUGAUCAAGUGGUUAAAAAAAAAAGAGCAAAAUCUGGAUAGGAAGUCCUGUGUUUAUGUGUGCACGGAUUGUGCUGCAUCAAUGCCUGGGAGAGUGAAAUGAUGAAUUGCCCACAUAAAGAAGGUAAAUCCCAUUCACAGAGAGGCGUUGGUCAGUAAGAGAAUGAGUCCUGAGUUACAUGAUGUUUUGAGUGACGCAGUGAAAGUGAUUAGCUUAAUCCAGUCCUCUGAAUUACCAACUGUUUGAAAGGCUCUGUGAUUACAGUGGGAAUGAGCACCAGCAGCUACUACUUCACACCGACGUCCGUUUGCUAUCCAGAGGGAAAACGCUACAGAGGCUUUUUGAGCUGCGCGCCGAAUGUCUGCAGAUCAGAGCGACUCAAGGAUGGCGACAGACACUGCGUCCCAGCAGACUCCUGGCUCCAGGAUCAUCACCUUUCACCCUACGAAGGAGGAGUUUAAGGACUUCAGCCGUUACAUCGCCUACAUGGAGUCACAAGGAGCUCACCGAGCUGGAAUGGCUAAGGUUAUUCCACCCAAAGACUGGAAGCCCAGACGUACCUAUGAUGACAUAGAUGACCUGGUGAUCCCUGCUCCUAUACAGCAAGUGGUGACUGGCCAGUCCGGUCUCUUCACACAGUACAACAUCCAAAAGAAACCCAUGACAGUCCGGGAGUUCCGCAAGACUGCCAACACAGACAAGUUCUGUAACCCCCGAUAUGUGGAUUUUGAUGAGCUGGAGAGAAAGUUUUGGAAGAACCUGACUUUUAACCCCCCUCUCUAUGGAGCGGAUGUCAAUGGAACACUCUAUGAUCCAGAUGUGACAGAGUGGAACAUUGGUCAUCUGAACACUAUCCUGGACACGGUGGAGAGGGAGAGUGGGAUCAAGAUCAAAGGGGUAAACACUCCUUACCUGUAUUUUGGCAUGUGGAAGAGUACCUUCGCCUGGCACACUGAAGACAUGGAUCUCUACAGCAUCAACUACCUUCACUUUGGAGAGCCCAAGUCCUGGUAUGUUGUUCCCCCUGAACAUGGGAAGAGAUUGGAGCGUCUCACUAAAGGGUUUUUCCCUGGGAGUGCUCAGAGCUGUGAAGCUUUCCUGCGGCACAAGAUGACUCUAAUCUCACCCUCCAUCCUGAAGAAAUAUGGCAUACCAUUUGAGAAGAUCACCCAGGAGGCAGGCCAGUUCAUAGUGACCUUCCCUUUCGGCUACCAUGCUGGUUUCAACCACGGCUUCAACUGUGCGGAGUCCACUAACUUUGCCACGCAGCGAUGGAUUGAUUAUGGCAAAAUAGCCGCACUGUGCUCAUGCCGUAAGGACAUGGUGAAGAUCUCCAUGGAUGUGUUUGUUAGGAAGUUCCAACCAGACCGCUACAAGGCAUGGAAGGCAGGGAAGGACAACAUUCCUAUUGACCACUCCAAGCCCACGCCAGAGGCUGCUGAGUUCCUGAAGGGAGAGAAGACGGGGGAGCCUGGAAAGGAGGGUCCAAGCCCCAGCGAGGCCCCUGACCAGGAGGAGGAUACCCCAGGCACCACUGCUCAGGAGGAGAAGAGCAGCCUGAAGCCGAAGGUUGGGAAAAAGUGCCAGCGAGAAUCAGUUGUGGAGGCAGCAGAGGAUGAAGACACUGAGCAGGCUGAGGAGGAAGGAGAGGUGGAGCAAAAGAAAGCCAAGCUGGAGAAGUGGAGUGGACACAGCCCGGCACACAAAGAGCCGAAGCCAGAGGACGUUAAAAAUGAGCAAAUAAAGCUACCACCCAACGCAAAGACCAACCGAAACACAAACGCCAGCCGAAAGCUAGCACUCCAGAUGAAAGCCAAUAACUCUAUUAAAUCCCCUCAAAUUAAGUCUCAGCCACAGAUUAACAGUCAGUCAACCCAAUCAGCAGUACCAGGCCCCUCCUCCCAGAGCUCAGAGAAGGCCGGCCACAGUGAGGAUGUGAAGCCUCCAGCACCAGCCAAUAGCUCCAGCCCUGCCCACCGGCUCUUCCAGAGGACCCUGAGCCCGGCAGACGUGCUGCACGUCCACAGCUACGCCAAGGGAGACUACAGCGAGGGAGAGACCAAUGAGAGCAAGGAGGAGAUGAGGAGCGAUAGUAGUGAUAGUGAAGGAGAGGAACGGGACGACAGCAAGGGGGCAGAAGAGGGAGCGGGGGAUGACGGCGUGCAAAGCAAACUGGGGAAGCUGCCUCGCCAUCACCCUCUGAUGAAGGACAGCAUGAGUGAUGAGGAGCUGCCAGAGCAGCCUCCAGUAGAGGAAGAUGGGUUAGAGGGAGAGUUGUGGGCCAAGCCCCUCGCCCACCUGUGGCAGAACAGACCCCCCAGCCUGAAGAGAGAGAAGGAGUACAACCGUCGCAUGGGCCUCCAGGUCCCAUACUGCUCCGUAUGCUCAUUGUUCCAGACCUACCAGCGGACGGAGUGUGCUGAUGUCUGUAAGGACACUCCAGUGGUGUUGCCUGGAGGCAGACUGAGGACUAAGCCUCUGAUCGCUGAGAUGUGUUUCACUACCACCACCGAGCCAGAGGAGGGUGCUGAGGAGCAGGCGCUUGGAGCCCCGGCACCCACCACCCCUCACCUGGAGCCAGACGGCACCAGCCUGCUCAUCAGCUGCUCCCACUGCAGUGUCCGCAUACAUACCAGCUGUUAUGGCGUGGAUCCAAAGAGUGUGACUAAGGACUGGAAGUGUGCUCGCUGUAAGGCCAACGCCAUGACUGAGAGUUGCUGUUUGUGUUCGCUGAGGGGUGGAGCCUUGCAGAAAGCCAACAACAACAAGUGGGUCCAUGUGCUGUGCGCAGUAGCAGUGUUGGAGGCUCGCUUUGUGAACAUCACUGAGAGAAGCCCUGUGGAUCUGAGUGGGAUUCCUCUACAGAGGUUUAAACUGAAAUGUUACUAUUGUAAGAAGCGGCUGAAGAAGACGUCCGGGUGCUGUGUACAGUGUUCCCAUGGCCGCUGUCCUACGGCCUACCACCCUACCUGUGCCCAGGCCGCUGGGGUCCUCAUGCAGCCAGACGAGUGGCCUUUCGUGGUCUAUGUCACCUGCUGCCGGCACAAAGGCCCUAUUCAGACAGAGCGUAACAAAGCAGCCAUGCAUGAGCUCACUGUGGGACAGAGGGUGAUCUGUAAGCACAAAAAUGGCCGCUACUACCAGUGUGACGUGGUGCAGCUGUCCAAGGAGACAUUCUAUGAGGUCAACUUUGAUGACGGUUCCUUCAGCGAUAACCUCUUUCCUGAGGACAUUGUGAACCGGAAUUGUGCCCAGCUAGGCCCCCCACCGCAGGGGGAGGUGGUGCAGGUCCGGUGGACAGAUGGUCUAGUCUACGGGGCCAGGUUUGUGGCUGCUCACAUCAUCCAAAUGUACCAGGUGGAAUUUGAAGACGGGUCACAACUAACAGCCAAGAGAGAUGAUGUCUAUACCCUGGAUGAGGAGCUGCCCAAGAGAGUCAAGUCAAGACUGUCCAAGGCGUCAGACAUGCGUUUUGAUGGUAUCUUUGAGGACAAGGAGGCCAUCCAGCAGUCGAAGAGGCAGAGAGUGAUCAACUCACGGUACAGAGGAGACUACAUUGAACCUGUGAUCUACAGAGCCAUCAUGGAGUAGCCUGCCAACUACAGCAUGGAGAAGCCUACUCCUCCAACAAACCACCAGCACUGAUAUUCCUGAUCCAGACUUCUCCUCACUUUACCUUAAUUUAUCCACUGAGUGAGUAAGUGUAGCUCUGACUAAAGGACUUCCUCUGAAAAUAACUUUCCAACCCCUAGUUUGGACUGUUUGUUUUUCUUUUUCUUCAAUUCAUCCCUUCAUCAUUUCAGCAUUAUGCACCGGUUUCCCAGACACUGAUUAAGCCUAGUCCUGGACCAAAAAUAUAUUUCAAUGGAGAUGCUUUUUAGCCCAGGACUAGGCUUGAUCUGUGUCCGGGAAACCUGUCCCUAUGGUUAUUACCAUCCAUGUCAUGUUUUAUGUGACCCUGCCGGUGCCCAGUAGCAGUAACUUGUAUCUUGAAUGGAAGUGAUAUCGGACCUUGAAUUUUGCUCCCAAACAAGAUGUAGCUUUCUAAUAAUAAUAAUAACAAAAAUUCACUCAAUAUAAUUCAGUGGUAGGAAGGAUUUCCUAAAGGGAGUGAAGCAGACACAAAUGAUACUGCCACUCAUCCUCAUAAACACUUGUGUUUUCUGACUCAAUAUUUGACAGAAUGUUGCCAGUUGUUAAUUUACGUACAUAUGUAUAUAUUUUCCUAUGUAUACUGAACAAAAAUAUUAACACAACAUGCAACAAUUUCAAUGAUUUUACUG
Messenger RNA from Coregonus clupeaformis (lake whitefish), 4940 nucleotides. RefSeq names its product lysine-specific demethylase 4A. Gene Ontology annotation, cellular component: nucleus. The transcript is spliced from 23 exons. Bases 1015 to 4248 code for a protein of 1077 amino acids. The record is from RefSeq and is a predicted model, not a curated record. NCBI's taxonomy places the organism in Eukaryota, Metazoa, Chordata, Actinopteri, Salmoniformes, Salmonidae. Gene Ontology annotation, biological process: chromatin remodeling. Gene Ontology annotation, molecular function: histone H3K9 demethylase activity; histone H3K36 demethylase activity.